This is a messenger RNA of Carya illinoinensis, 2593 nucleotides long. Its product is annotated as probable hexosyltransferase MUCI70. The record is from RefSeq and is a predicted model, not a curated record. The transcript is spliced from 10 exons. Bases 452 to 2260 code for a protein of 602 amino acids. NCBI's taxonomy places the organism in Eukaryota, Viridiplantae, Streptophyta, Magnoliopsida, Fagales, Juglandaceae.
UUUUCAUUAUUUGAUAAUUUUCUAUAAAGUUUUUCCCCCUGGGAUCACAAAAUUAGCAAAAAACAAUAUACAAGUGUGCGAUCCCAGGUUUGUGCGCAGCUCCUCGAAUUCACAAGCACCUGGAUUCCUGCUAAAAACCCUACACACCAAUCACAACACUUAGGAGCAAAAGAUUUGAGUUGAUCUGUUUUUGCUUUGAAAGAUCAGAAAAGCAAACUUUAUUGUUAAUCUAUUUUUGUUAAGUGUCCAACUUUAUAGUCAUCAGAAGUUUGAAGCAGAAUUUUGUCUGCAUUUGGUUAGGGAGAGCUUUGUUUAAGAAAUUCAGGGGUGCCCUUUAAGUCUGGGCCUAAUCUGGUGAAGUGGGUGUGGAUUAUCGGGGAGUGUUUGGGGGGGUGAGUGAGCGUGUCAAUGGGAAGGAGAUGAGAGGGGCAUAUGAGGGUUUUGGGGAACGAUGACGGGAGGGUCAUUGGGGAUGCGUUCGGGGAGUUAUGGAUCUUUGGAUAAACAGCUACAACAGAACAGCAACAACGGCAACAUUAACAGCAACAACAGCUGUUACAUCAACAACGUCAAUGGAUUGUCGCCAAUUCCUACAACGCGGAAGCCUUCGAAAAUGCAGAAGGAGAGGGAGAGGUUGUUCCACUGGAUCUGCAAGUUUGCUGGACGCAAAAAGGUCGGAAUGCUGCUUCUAUGUGUCAUCUCCGCCGCGGUUUUCGUCUGGGUUUUGUAUGUAGGAAAAGGCGAAGAUGCUCAAGAAAGUGAACCUGUUCAGAACAUUGGUGUAAAUGUGAGCAUGCCUUUAAAGAACCAUAUUGAAAGUAACACUCUUUCUUCACUGAGCGUAAUGGGAGUGGUUCGCGAUUUGGCUUUGCCUCCUCCUCCUCCUCCUCCUGCUGUUUUUCUAGGGUAUACACUUCCUCCAGGGCACCCAUGCAAUAGUUUCACUCUGCCUCCUCCACCAGCUGAUAAAAAAAGGACUGGACCACGGCCGUGUCCUGUAUGUUACCUACCUGUUGAAGAAGCUGUUGCCUUGAUGCCAAAGAUUCCCUCAGCUUCCCCAGUUCUUAAAAAAUUAACAUAUAUUUACGAGGAAAAUUUAUCUAGAGAUGGAGAAUUUGGAGGUUCGGACUUUGGUGGAUAUCCUACUUUAAAGCAGAGGAAUGAUUCUUUUGACAUCAGAGAGUCAAUGAGCGUGCACUGUGGAUUUGUCAGAGGAGUUAAACCUGGCCGCAACACAGGAUACGACAUGGAUGAUGAUGACCUUCUUGAGAUGGAGCAGUGUAAUGGUGUGGUUGUUGCAUCAGCUAUAUUUGGAGCUUUUGAUGAUAUAAACCAGCCAAAAAAUAUCAGUGACUAUUCCAAGGCCACUGUUUGCUUCUACAUGUUCAUAGAUGAAGAGACGGAAACUUAUAUGAAAAAUGCUGGCACUCUUGGCAGCGAAAAGAAAGUUGGGUUAUGGAGAACAGUUGUUGUUCGUAACCUUCCAUAUGAAGAUGACCGACGCACAGGAAAGAUUCCAAAGCUUCUAGUCCAUAGGAUGUUUCCAAACGCCCGCUUUUCUCUUUGGAUUGAUGGAAAGCUUGAACUUGUUGUGGAUCCUUAUCAAAUACUUGAAAGGUUCUUGUGGAGGAAAAAUGCUACUUUUGCAAUCUCUAAACAUUAUAGACGCUUCGAUACUUUUGUGGAAGCAGAGGCAAACAAAGCUGCUCACAAAUAUGACAACGCCUCUAUUGAUUUUCAGAUUAACUUUUACAAAAAUGAGGGUUUGACACCAUAUUCAGAGGCUAAACUUCCCAUCAUAAGUGAUGUUCCUGAAGGAUGUGUGAUAAUAAGGGAGCAUGUUCCUCUCAGCAACCUCUUUACUUGUCUUUGGUUCAAUGAAGUGGAUCGUUUUACAUCCAGGGACCAAAUUAGUUUCUCCACUGUGAGGGACAAGAUUUUGUCAAAGGUGAAUUGGAGUAUUAGUAUGUUCUUGGACUGUGAAAGGCGCAAUUUUGUCAUUCAGAAAUACCAUAGAGAUGUAUUGGAACAAAUUGCUCCCCCUGUCUCUGUUGCUGUUUAUCCACCACCACCACCACCACCACCACCGUCAUCACAGACUCUAUAUGAUGAACCACCGAUCAAAUUUUACCAUGAGACUUCACCAGAAGGGACUAUAAGUGUUCCAAUCAGAAAGGUCCAACCAAGGCGUACCAGGAGGUCCAGUUCUAGGCGUCACCGCAAAGUCUCUGCUGGUGUUAGGGACAUCCAUUCUAGUUGACGUUUUGUCGAAGCAAAUUAUGCAUUUCUUUUUCCUUUCAAUGUCAUUGUCCUGGGUCGGGAGGAUUUGUGCAAGGUGAGCGUUGUACUUCUGCUUCCAAGGUUAAUGCUACCUUUCUCAUUCUUUAUCCGCUUUUGGAGUUGUCAAUUUUCAUUCAUUUUUUGGAUGUAUAUAAUAAUUAUAGUAUGGGUUGCUGCCAAAGCCCUUAAAUGUAGUGACCCAUUAGUCGUUUCCAUUGUCAUAGCAGCAUCACUCUGGAACUCAAUUAUGUAAAAGUCAUAUUCAUGUCUCUUUUGAAAGGCAAUAAAAGGAGAUAAAAAGUUCUCGUAAAAA